Molecule: messenger RNA, 1639 nt
Organism: Manduca sexta (tobacco hornworm)
Lineage: Eukaryota; Metazoa; Arthropoda; Insecta; Lepidoptera; Sphingidae
Product: putative pre-mRNA-splicing factor ATP-dependent RNA helicase DHX16
Exons: 4
Coding region: 154-1545 (463 amino acids)
Molecular function (GO): zinc ion binding; nucleic acid binding
Source: RefSeq, a predicted model, not a curated record
CUACUGUCAAAUGUCAUAAGUUAAAAAUUUUUGUUCAUGUCAAGUUUUCACAUAAUAUAGGAACACGUGUUGGCUCCAAAGAGCAUUAAUUGUAGACUGAUUUGUAGGUAAUACUACUGAGUGGGCUUUGAUUAAAAACAAAAAAUAAAUAUAAUGACUAGAUUCGCACGUGCGAAGGGUUCAAAGGCUUCUAAUGAGAGAGCUCCGGAGGAUGGAACACCAUGGGAAAUUAUGAAAGAACAAUUAUUACGAGCAAAACAAGAGAAUGAAGAAACUAAGAAGAGAGAAGAGGCAGAGAAGACACGCAUAGAGAAUUAUGAAAAUUUUCUUAAAGAACAAAAGAUUAGCAAAAGAAAGGCAACAUGGUGUGACUUUCCAGAAGCAGUGGACACAACAAAACAUUUGAACAAAACUGAUGUCUCACCUGCAAAGAAGAAAAAGAAAAACAGACAAAACACCAGCAAUGUUUCUGAACAAUUAGAAACCACUUCUAAUGGUGAUAAUGGUGAUAAACAAAUUAAGAAGAAAAAGAAGAAUAAAAAAACAGCAAACAUAAACCAAGAUUUGUCCAAUUCACAAGUAAAAUCUUGUGUUGACACAGAUGGUACAGAACAACAGGAAAAUAAGAUAAAUCAAGUAAUAGAAUCAUCUGAGAAAAAUGAUAUCAAAUCACCACCCGAAACAAAGAAGCAAAAGAAAAAGAAGAACAAGUCUAAAAAUAUUUCAAUUAAUCAAAACAGUGAUAGUAACCCAACUAAUAAUAAUAUUGACAUAGAAAGUCCCGAUAAAGCACCAGUUGAAAAAAACAAUAAGAUCAAUAAUAUAAAACAAAGUAAAAAUAAUAAAAAAAAUAAAAAAUUGCAAGAAAACGGGGAAUCUAUUAGGAGAAAACCCAUAGAUGACCGUAGUUUCCAAAUCAUUAUUAAUGGUAAAGAUGUUGAGUUGGUUAGAUUUGAAGGUUUUCCAAUCAUGAAAAAGGAUGCAGAAAGACUGCAAGACUUAAAAACAAGUAUGAUCAAGAAAGGUAUACCGAAAAGUGAGGUUCAAAGAACAAUUAAACUGGAAAGGCGUAGGGCUGAAAAGGCACUUGCAAGAUUAAAGAAAGAUGUAUGUUAUAACUGCAGGAAGGGUGGUCACAAUUUAUCAGACUGUCCUGAAUUGAAAACAAAGAUACCAGGAGUUGAUGGAGUCAAUGACGGGGUUUGCUUCAAAUGUGGAUCAACAGAGCACAGGCAGUUUGAAUGCAAAGUGCAGAGAGAUAAAGAGUUUAGAUUUGCUACAUGUUUCAUCUGCAAGGAUCAGGGUCACAUUGCAAGGCAGUGUCCCGACAAUCCAAAGGGGCUGUAUCCGAAUGGCGGCGGCUGCAAACUUUGUGGUGACGUCACACACUUGAAGAAGGAUUGUCCUACGACUAAAGACCAAAAGGAAGAGACUUCAGUUAAGUUACAAACUCUGAAUGAUGGCAAUAUAGAAGGUAUAGUGCAGAGACAAAGUGCAGCAGUCCCAGAGGAAACAGUCAGGAAACCUAAGAAAAUAAAAUUUUAGUGUUAUGUUAUAAUAUAAAGAAAUAAAAUUAUAAUCAUAGCAACAACUCUUAUUGAAAUAAAACAAGACUACUAAAUUAUAGAGAUCUAUAUAA